AUGGAGGGGAUGGAAGAUGAGUCCAAGAAGAAGAAGAGGAGGAGCAAGAAGCGCGCAAGGCUCAAGUCAUUCCUCCACUUCCCCAAGGCCCUCAAGAAGCUCCAUGGCCAUGGCCGUCCGAGCGCCAACCACAACCCAUCCCCUUCCCCCUCCGCCGCCGCCGCCGCUGGCUCGUUGCUCUCCGCGUGCAUGCACCCCCGGACCAACUCCUUCUCCGGCGUCCGCCAACGCCACGUCGCCGCCCGUAACCGCGACGACGACGACGACGAUGAAGACGGCGCUCUUGCCGUCAACUUCCGGUCUCUCAGAGUCGGCCCGACCGCCGUUCGUGACGACGACGACGACGGCGACGAUGAGGACGGCUCGUCGACGCAGGAGGAUGACGGUGGCUCUGAGAGCGAGGGGGGCGGCGUCUUGGCCGGGAUGGCUGCCAUGAAGGUGGUCUCCGGCGGGGGCUGCGGCGUGGCCGUGGUGACGCUCUCCGUCGCGCCGUACGAGGACUUCCGGCGGUCCAUGCGGGAGAUGGCGGACGCGCACGCGAGGGUGGAGGCCGCCCGCGUCGGCACGCGUCCGGCGCCGGCGGUGGACUGGGACUUCAUGGAGGAGCUGCUGUUCUGCUACCUCCAGCUCAACGACCGGGCGGUGCACAAGGACAUACUCCGGGCGUUCACCGACACCGUCGCCGCGCUCCGGAGGCGGCGCAGGGCACCGGCACUGAAGCCGAAGAGCAGGCGGACACGGCAGCCACGGAGGGGCGCCGGAGGAUCCGGCAUCGACGACGACGACGACGUCGACGAAGCGGUGGACUCGAACUCGUGA
Messenger RNA from Triticum turgidum subsp. durum (durum wheat), 819 nucleotides. Lineage: Eukaryota; Viridiplantae; Streptophyta; Magnoliopsida; Poales; Poaceae. The record is from the annotation of a GenBank genome assembly.